AGACUGAUUUAGUUACCAUAUCUAAGAGAUUCAGUUUAGCUAGGGUUCAGAAUCAGGAGUUAUGGGUACUCCAAAUGAUUUAGCAGUCCUGCACGCUAUAUUUAAUCCCAAUGUUCCUUUUGGAGAUUUUGAUGAACAGAAUAGGAACAACGCAGAAGUCGAACUGGAUUCUGUUUCAGAUUUCUCACCAGCUCUCCUUGAGCAAGUUCAAACUCUAGAGAAACAUGGAGUGGAGGCAGCGGAGUCUGGUGAGCUAGAGGCAGCACUACAGAGAUUUAACGAGGCCAUCGUACUCCUUCCAGAGUGGGCAUCUGCGUAUAACAAUCGAGCUCAGGUCUUGAGACUGCAGGGAGAUGUCAUUGGUGCAGUACGAGACUUGGAUCAGGCGUUGGAGCUCAGUGGAGGGAAGGGGUUAGUAGGGCGCCAGGCCCUGGUGCAGAGGGGUCUGAUCCUGCUCCUCCAAGGAAACCACGAAGCAGCAAGGAAAGAUCUUCAAAACGCAGCCCAGGAAGGAAGUGCAUAUGCCAAACAAUUGUUGAUUCAGCUGAACCCAUAUGCUGCACUCUGCAACAGCAUGCUGCGGGAUAUGAUGCAGAAACUGCAAGAACCAAACUCCAAGAGUUGCUAAAACAAGCAGCCAAGGGGCAGCUCGAGUGUUGAUAGUACUCACUGGUGGGACAAUGACCAAAAAAGAUAGAGACAGAAUCGGUAAAAUUUUGUAAGAAGAUUCCUUCUAAGAUGGGAAAAAUGUGAAAUAAACCAUUUUUUUAUGUGUGACAUUAUUGAUUGUACAGUAUUGUAUAGAGUCUGAUAUGUAUGUAAAUCUUAUGCUUUUUUAUAAAUGUAUUUACAGUAAAGUGAUCAAAGGAACCAAUGACAAUAUGUACACCUCUAUUUUCACCCUGAAUAGCACACCAGAGAAAUUCUAUACAACCUCCAAUCAGCAAUCUAUGGCACAGCACGCAAGGCUGCCAGACCCA
Messenger RNA from Pelobates fuscus (common spadefoot toad), 980 nucleotides. RefSeq names its product tetratricopeptide repeat domain 36 (gene TTC36). Gene Ontology annotation, molecular function: protein binding. Gene Ontology annotation, biological process: cilium assembly. The record is from RefSeq and is a predicted model, not a curated record. The coding region runs from base 62 to 628 and encodes 188 amino acids. The transcript has 3 exons. Lineage: Eukaryota; Metazoa; Chordata; Amphibia; Anura; Pelobatidae.